AAGUAAGUCAAGAAAUUGAGUCAUUUUUGCUUGGGUGAAUCGUUGUCCGUUUCCGACUCACAAUGAGAAUUAAGAUAAUUUUGUUAGAUAAUCCUAUUAUAAAUAUAUUCGGAAUGAGUGAGCGUCAAACUACAUUGACUGAUGAACAAACAAAUCAUCUCUUGGAAAAAAAAUCUUCUUUUGUUUUGGACAAAAAGAUAUUUUGAAUAAUGAAAACAAGCAUAAGAAAAUAAUAAGAAACGUCUGUUGUUGAAAAAAAGGUCAUACGUGCGAUUGUUAAAUGAAGCGUUACUGAACGGUGCUUAAUAAUAGUUCAAUUUUUUUAGCUAGUGAUAAAGAUGGAACAACGGAAGAAAUAUUUCAGAUUUUAUCUGGUAAUAGUGACAAACUAUUUGAAAUUCAACAUUCAAAUCAACUAGUACUUAUAAAAAAUAUUUUUGAAGAUAAACAAUGUCAGAUAACGGUACGAGUUUCUGAUUUACAUCAAUUUUAUUCGGAUGUAGUAUUGACAUUGAUAUUUUCAAAACGUAUGCUUGAAAAACCAAAAUUAUUAACAAAAAGAAUCGAUGGUUAUAUUUCAACACAAACAACCACAAUGAUUAAUUUAGGACAGUUAAAAGUAAAAGAUAGUCAUUUGUACGAUUAUUUAUAUUUUGAAUUAGAUCAAUACCAACAAAAAUACUUUUAUUUAAAUACAAUAUCCAAUAAUCAAACAGAAUUGUGGAUAAAUUUAAAUAUACCAACACAACAGACUCAAAAUUCUAGGCCAUUGAUAUUGACAGCGAACAUAAUUGUAAUAGGAUUAAAAAAACAAGUUUUUAAUAGUACCGAUAAAAAUAUUGAUUCAAUAAUGUUGAAUACAUCUGCAUUUUCGAACUAUUUAAAUCACGAAACAAAAUCAUCAUUUAUCGUAAAUCAUGUUGAUAUUCGUUUGUGGUCAAUCGAAAAAGAAAUGCUCGAACGUUCAAUAUCUUUCACGAUUCAACCUUAUCAUUAUGAACAAUUUUUUCUAAAUGGUUUACAGAAAUUAAAGUCAACAUUGGCUUAUAUAUUUGGCGUUAAUUUGAAAUAUGUUUACAUAUAUGCUAUACAACAACAGGAAAAAGACGAAGAACAGAAUAAUCAUAAAUAUUCUAGUCGUCUCAAUGACAAUUUACAUUAUGGUGAUGAUUAUGACUAUGAUUUAGAUGAUGGAACUAAUUUCAUUAAAAAUAACUCAACAAUCUAUUCGUAUCAAAAAAUAAAUGAAGAUAAAAUCAAAUCAAUUGAACUUUUAAUUUCAAUUGCACGUCAUCAAACACGUGUAUCAACAAAACAAUCUUAUUCUCUUCGCUAUUUACAUAAAAAAUUACUAUUCAAUGUAAUUAGAAACAAUAGUGAUUUAAUUAUUCGAUCAUCUCAAAUAAAAGUAAUUCAUUCAAUAACGACGUCUCAAUGUACAAGUGAAACAUGUAAAAAUAAUGGAAAUUGUUUAAGUAAAAUACAAUUAAUUCAAGAUAGUUAUUAUUUAUAUGAAAUGAAUACAGAUGAAAUAUACAAUUUAUUAAUGCCAAAAUAUAAAUGGAAAUAUCAAUGUUUAUGUACACCACAUUAUAUCGGAUCUCGUUGUGAUAUUUAUCAAAAACACUGUUUUUCAAAUCCAUGUUCUUCCAAUGAAAGAUGUAUAGAAUUAAAUGAUUCAUACGAGUGUGAGUGUAUCGAUGAACCAUGUAUUACUAUGAAAAAUAGUGAUGAUUUAUUAGAUGAAAAUAUGAACAAAGAAUGUAUUAAUAUCAAUUCUCCUACAUGUAGAGAUUCUUCAAAUUUAUUAACAUUCGAUGGUUAUAGUUAUGUACGAUGGAAAUUGAAUCAGACAAUGCCUAUGAUAAAUGCAACGUUUACCUUUCGAACACAGAUACCACAAGCUAUUCUAAUGAAAAUUACAACAAACUCAUUCACACUUGGCGUUAAUAUUAUUGAUGGUCAUAUAAGUAUAAACUAUAAUUCUAAACAAAUCAUGAAAUUAUCAUCGAUUCAAUGUAACGAUGGUUUAUGGCAUGAUAUUCAGUUAUUUAUUGAUUUUAAACUAAUAUUAAUUCGACUUGAUCAUGUUUUCAAUGAUUUAUACAAGAUACCAUCCUCAUUACUUUUCACGUUCUAUGCUGUGAAUGAAUUAACAAUUGGUUCUGAUCUUGGUGAUGGAUUUCAUGGAUGUUUAGGAAAUUUCACAUUCAAUUCACAAUUGAUUCAGUUGAAGAAUGAUAAAGAACUCAUUCACAUCGGUACACAUGAUGGAUGUCAAUUAUCGUUAGAAUUGGAACCACGCUCAAAAUUAGAUCAUUCAAUAUGUUCAUUAAAUCCAUGUUAUUAUGGAGGAAAAUGUUCACCAACAUUCAAUAGUUAUAGAUGUACAUGUUUAAAACGUUUCAUCGGUAAACAAUGUCAACUAGAUACAUUACCAUGUGAAAGUAGACCAUGUCAAGAUGGAGAACGACGAAUUUGUAGACAACAACAAAAUAAAACAGCAAGAAUGUUUGAUGAAUCUUAUGGACGAAGUGUAGCUUACACAUGUGUAUCCAGUCAUGAAUUGUCUAAUCAGUUGGGUUUAGAAGAUGUGAAUGAAUGUUUAGAAUAUGAAAAUUUAUGUCCAUCUAAUACAAUAUGUAUAAAUACAAUUGGUAGUUACUUAUGCAGUGAAACAAAUUGCACUUCUCAAUCAUGUUUAAAUCAUUCAACAGCUCUUUUAUCAACAUCUUAUUUUACACCUCAGUAUAUUCUCAUUACUGUCUCAACUGGUGUUGUACUAUUCUUAUUUACUUUAUCAAUUAUCGUAUUAUUUCAUUGUCGAAAAUCAGAUCGUUAUAAUAAACAGAAACAAAAACCGAGUCGAAAAGCAGCUCAAAAACAAAAAUUAAUUGUUUCAUCACCACUACUUUUAAAUAAUACGACAACAACAUCAUCUGAUAGAUGUACAAUUGAAAGUCCAGUACAAACAAUGUUGAAAUUAAAUAAUGGACAUAUUGGCGUAGGAAAACAACAAGUCGAAACAGUGACAAAUGGUCCCGAAAAUACUCUGAUCAAUGAAGAACACAAUACAACAUUUAAAAAGAUGAAUAAUUUCAAUGAAAAGAAUUCACCUUCGGAAAAAUUAAUUGCAAAAAAACGAUCCUCAUCACGUGAAUCACUAAAUCGACGCAUAAGUGAUCCAAAAUCGGCUCUCUAUUGGUCAAUUGGUAACAGAAAAAUGAUCUAUAAUAACAAUAAAAAUAUUCUACCAGAAAAUUUUCUCCAUUAUAAUGUUAUUGAAGAUGAAAGUACGCGAAUUCCCUUAGUUAAUUCAAUGAUUAACAACUUAGACCAUGAAACAGAACUUGAUCAAUAUUUUAUUGACACUAAAAAUCCAUUAAUUGAUUAUAAUGUGAAAAUAAAUUCACUGUCUAGUUUAACAGAAAAAUUAGCCGAACAAAAUGAUAUUGAAUUAACACAGUCGUCAAAUGACAGUAAUACUGAAGAACAAGGACAUGAGGUAGACGAAGAUGAAAAUAAAACAAUAUUAUCACUUAAACAUGAGCAGGAGAGACCAUUGUACGCUAAAGUUAAAAAAACCAAGAACAGUAACAUUAAGAACGCAAAUUUAUUAUCAUCCGAUAAUCGUUUCCGUUUGACUAGUACUACCUUAAUACCGUCAUCGAAUAAAUCGGUUAACUUGUCACCAUCGUCUCAUAUAUUACCUCAUAAUCACUACGUAAGAACUACAUCAAUUCUAAAGCCAUUGCCAUCGACAUAUUCUACGUUUAUUGAUAUUGCUCCGUCAGUCUUAUUAAACGGUAUUGAUUCAUCCGAUAUAUCGUCAAAUAAUGGUACUCUACCUUCAGAAUUAAAAUCAACAUUGAGUUAUAUAAAACAACAAAGUGGAACAAAUGGUUCGACAACAAGUUUAUUCCAUAACGCAAAUUCAACAACGAAUGGUGAUGGAGGAUGGAGAAUAAAUCCAAGAAAUUUAGAUAGUUUAAAAGCAAAACGAAACAGUCGGACAAUUGGAUGUAAUGAAGGAGAGGAUGUUGAAGAAAAUAAUAAUAUCGAUGAAACAAGUCGAUUGACAUUAAUGUCUACUCGUUUAAGGCAUAGUAGCGAAGGUAAUAUACCAUUGGUAACUUCAGAUAAUAAUCGAAUUAAAUUAUCGUCAUUUUUUCAAACCGAAGUUUAA
Molecule: messenger RNA, 4186 nt
Organism: Didymodactylos carnosus
Lineage: Eukaryota; Metazoa; Rotifera; Eurotatoria; Philodinida; Philodinidae
Source: the annotation of a GenBank genome assembly